Fundulus heteroclitus (mummichog) is the source of this 2917-nucleotide messenger RNA. RefSeq names its product mediator complex subunit 16 (gene med16). Gene Ontology annotation, molecular function: protein binding. The transcript has 15 exons. Gene Ontology annotation, biological process: positive regulation of DNA-templated transcription. Gene Ontology annotation, cellular component: mediator complex. Lineage: Eukaryota; Metazoa; Chordata; Actinopteri; Cyprinodontiformes; Fundulidae. The record is from RefSeq and is a predicted model, not a curated record. The coding region runs from base 243 to 2822 and encodes 859 amino acids.
GCUGCUUGGACACCUUCAGAUGGGGCAAAGGGAAUGAACCAGUCGGAUCGAUGCGGGUUGCUUUUAAAAAUAACCAUCUUCGCUUCAGAGAUCCAGUGAAUCAGAACCUUGCUCGGUUCUGCCCAUAAAUUUAUAUAAACCUUUGAUUCUUCGGGUUUUACCUCUGAGACGGAAUCAGAACCGUCGCUGAAUGAGUCAGGUGAGGCGCCAACCUGCCCUGGUUCUUCUUCUGUGGUUAAAUCAUGGAGCUGGCGUACGUGUGUGAGUGGGAGAAACGCCCGAAGAGCACCCACUGCCCCUCCAUCCCACUGGUCUGCUCCUGGUCCUGCAGGAACCUGGUGGCCUUCACCACAGACCUGAAGAAUGAAGACGACGACAAAGACGUCAGUCACAUGAUCCACAUCAUUGACACCGAGCACCCCUGGGACGUGUUCUCCAUCAACUCUGGCCACAGUGAGGUCAUUUCCUGUCUGGAAUGGGACCAAUCAGGUUCUCGGCUGCUGUCGGCGGACGGCGACGGUCACAUCAGGUGCUGGUCCAUGUCUGACCACCUGGUCAACAGCUGGGAGAGCGUCCUGUCCAGCGCCGUGGACGGAGAUCCCAUCGUGGCGCUGAGCUGGCUGCACAACGGCGUCAAGCUGGCCCUGCAUGUGGAGAUGUCCGGCUCCACCAACUUCGGGGAGAAGUUUUCGCGGGUGAAGUUCUCUCCGUCUCUGACUCUGUUUGGCGGGAAGCCGAUGGAGGGCUGGAUGGCGGUGACGGUGAGCGGCCUGGUCACCGUGUCGCUGCUGAAGCCGGGCGGCGCCCUGCUGACGGCCAGCGAGAGCCUGUGCCGGCUGAGGGGGCGCGUGGCGCUGGCCGACAUCGCCUUCACCAGCGGAGGGAACAUCGUGGUGGCCGCCACCGACGGAAGCAGCUCCUCGCCGGUCCAGUUCUACAAGGUGUCGGUGAACGUGGUGAGCGAGAAGUGCCGCAUCGACACCGAGCUGCUGCCGUCGCUGUUCCUGCGAUGCACCACCGACCCCAUGAGGAGGGACAAAUACCCCGCCGUCACCCACCUCAAGUUCCUGACCCGGGAGAACUCUGAACAGGUGCUGCUGUGUGCGUCCAAUCAGAGCGGCAGCAUCAUGGAGUCCUGGACGCUGCGCAAGGAGGGACUGCCGGUCAACAACAUCUUCCAGCACCGAUCGCCCGUCGUCGGCGAGAAGCAGCCGACCAUCCUGAAGUGGAGGAUCCUGACCACCACCGGAGACCUGGAGCGCGUGUCCGCCGUGGCGCUGCCCAAGCUGCCCAUGUCCAUCUCCAACACGGACCUGAAGGUGGCGUCAGACACCAAGUUCUGCCCCGGCCUCGGUCUGGCUCUGGCCUUCCACGACGGCAGCAUCCAGAUCCUCCACCGCCUCUCCCUCCACACCAUGGGCGUCUUCUACGGCGGCGCCUCCUCCGCCCAGCGGCCCGGAGACGAGGCCGCCAUCAAGCGCCAGAGGACCCCGGGCCCCGGCCUCCACCUCAAGGCGCUGCAGUUCUCCUGGACCUCGCUGGCUCUGGCUGGAGUCGACAACCACGGCAAGCUGCACAUGCUGCGCGUGUCGCCCUCCAUGGGCCAGGUGCUGGACAUGAACACCACGCUGCGCCACCUGCUGUUCCUGCUGGAGUACUGCAUGGUGACGGGCUACGACUGGUGGGACGUGCUGCUGCACGUUCAGCCCAGCAUGGUGCACAACCUGGUGGAGAAGCUGCACGAGGAGUACAUGAGGCAGAACCAGGCGCUGCAGCAGGUCCUGGCCACGCGCAUCGUGGCCGUCAAGGCCUCGCUGUGUAAGCUGUCCACGGCGACGGCGGCGCGAGCGUGCGACUAUCACGCCAAGCUGCUGCUGAUCGCCAUCAGCUCCACGCUGAAGUCUCUGCUCAGGCCGCACGUCCUCAACACGCCCGACAAGAGCCCCGGUGACCGGCUGACGGAGAUCUGCGCCAAGAACACAGACCCAGACAUCGACAAGGUGAUGAUCAACCUGAAGACGGAGGAGUUUGUCCUGGACGGGCCGCCCCUGCAGUCCCUGCAGCAGCUCAUCCAGUGGGUGGGAGACUUUGUGCUCUACCUGCUGGCUAACCUGCCCAACCAGGGCGCGGUGGUCCGGCCCGGCUUCGGCUUCAUGAGGGACGGCGCGUCUCUGGCGCUGCUGAGGGAGAUGCUGGUGAUGAUCCGGAUCUGGGGUCUGCUGAAGCCCGGCUGCCUGCCCACCUUCACGGCCAUGUCGGACAACCAGGACAGCAUGCAGCUGCUCUUCAGGCUGCUCACCAAGCUGUGGCUCUGCUGUAAGGCCCGCUGUAGUGCAGCAUGUUGCCCCGCCCCUUUAAGCUGCUCCCUCACCUGUACCCCCCCCCCUGUUACCUGUCCUGCAGCCCGGGACGACGCCCCCCCCCAGGAACCGGACGAGAGCCUGAUAGACGAGUGCUGCCUGCUGCCCAGCCAGCUGCUGGUGCCCCCCAUGGACUGGCUGCCCGUCAACGACGGCGUCAUCACCAAGCUGCAGGGCAAGCUGCCGCUGCGCCUGCAGUUUGGGAAAGCCUCGUCUCUGCAGGGCGCCGCCGUCCCCCUGGACGUGUUCACCAGGAGUCCGGGGGCUCAGAGGAUGGACAACCUGCGCUGCAUCCACAUGGGCGUCAGCCCCACCGAGGAGAGCAAGGCGUGCACCAGGUGUGGCUGCGUGACCAUGCUGCGCUCGCCCAACAAGACCAACGCCAUGAAGCAGUGGGAGCAGCGCUGGAUCAAGAACUGUCUGUGCGGAGGCCUGUGGCGCCGGAUCCCUCCGGCCUUCUGAGCCCAAGGUUCUGGUUCUGAACCCAACAGAACCGAGCCGCUCCUGCCGGGCUGCAGCGCCCUGUCUGCUGUAAAUAAAACAUUUUUCUAAUAAAA